UGAUUAGACUUUGUUCCUGCGGCUCCGCGAAUUGUCACUAACGUAAGUGCCCUGCCCAUUGAAGGAAUAGCACCUCAACCUCGUGCAAGCACGCAAUUUGGUCCACCUCCAUCAACAUCCAUCAACAAUGGGCACGAUGGCGUACCUUUAUCUGCUGUUCUGAAGACUCAUCUUAUCAACGAAUGAGGUGAUCGAAUAUUUUUCUUCGAUGCUCUCCUUUUGUAAUGACAUGCAAUCUCAAAACCUCUACAUGCCUUCUUAUCCAGUCGCGAUAUCAAUCAUAUAUUGAUAACGCUCUCAUCUGGGCUACUGGAGCCUUUCCAUUUAUUGCCAUGCCACUCGCUACUCUUGACAACGCCCAUUACCCAAAAUGGCAUCUGCAUCUGAUAUGAAGGCUUCGAUCCACCGUUUCCGCCUCCGCAGGGUGUCUCCAUCCCCGAGGGACGUCGGUCGGGCCCGGUCCGCUUCACCUCCAGUGUCUCCUGACCAGCGGCUACAGCAGCAGGAUGCGACCCAAAGAGAGGCGCAGGCUCGGCGGCAGGAUCAGCAAAAGCAAUCUCAAACGGUCGUCGCGGGCCGGAACUCAACUGGGAGACCCAUAGCUCCGGCCUGUGAUAGGUGUCGCAGCUUCAAAAAGAAGUGCAGUCGCACAUUUCCCGUCUGCUCUCUAUGUGCCAGCGCUGGUCAGAGAUGUUCCUAUACUAAUCCUGUUGCCAAUGCUGAGGCUCAAGUUCAUCAGCUGCGCUCUCGCGUACAAUGGCUGAGCCAAUACAUUGAACAGAACAUCCUUCCGCCAGGUCGACAAGAUGUGAUAGAAGGUAUCGAGACAGGAACCGACCUGGGUGCUGCACUAGGCCAUGGGCUACGGAACGGUAUUGGGAACAUCGCAACUUUAGGGACAGCAUCGUCACCUCUAUCACGGGUGCCAGGACAGAUGGCUUCUCCUUUAGAAACCAUAGGCUCUCUUCCCUCUACACGUGGACAAGACCACCCCUCAACUGGACGGCAAAGCGUCGAUAUGCGCCUCGAGGAAAGGGAUCCUGGCAGUGUACGAACCACCAGCAGUCGUCUAUCUUAUGGAGAUUCAACAGAUGGAUCCGUCACAAAACGAAGGUUGAUUGCACGGCAGGCCCUCCCUCCUGAUAUUGCCCCCAGUCGCUUUGUCGAUGCCUUCUUUCGUCACGUCAACAGGGCGUAUCCUUUUGUUGACCAAACUCGAAUACGGCGAGAUCUUGAACUUCUCGGGGAUGCCUCUCCUGCAGAUCAGGAUCCGCCCAUGACACUCUUGUACCUCGUCAUGGCCAUUGGAUGUACAUCGUUGGUGCGUGCGGGACAGAUUCCCAGUGAUACGGCACGCCGGUUCGAUGUGGUAUACCCAGAUAUCAUACAGGAGUGCCUCUCUAAUGAAACCAUCGAGUCUGUACAGAUUCUUAUCCUGUUGGGGUUGUACUCCUUGUUUGAUCCAGCAGCAACCUCAGCCUACUUCAUCGUCGGCAUUGCGGCACGACAAGCCAUGGUUAUAGGUCUGACUAGGCCGGACGAACAGCCACGUACGGCGGUGGAAACCGAGCUCAGACAUCGACUGUACUGGAGUAUCUUCGUCCUUGACCGUAUGAUGUCAGCGUCCCAAGGUUUACCAGCAGCUUUUACAGACGAGCACGCCAAUGUACCGCUUCCAGGACUCACGGUGGAAGAAUUUGCCAGUCCGGAUCGCGCGGUUUAUGCUCGAAACCUACAGACCAGUCGGCAUGUCAUCCAGCUCCGACAACUUGAAUAUCGGAUUCUUCACGCCGUGCACCUACAACAAAACUCUGAAACCGCACGCCUUGCUCCAGCAGACAGGCGUACGGUACUGAAUAGCUUGCGGUCUGAAAUCGAGGACUGGUACAGCAACGGGUGUCUCAUGUCGCCCAUGGAAGCAGAUAAUUUGCCUAUUCACAGCAGCAUCACCUGGUUGAGUGCUCAGUAUUACCACCUGUUAAUUCUUCUCUACUUUCCGAACCACUUUAACAGUUCUGCUGCAGCUGUCACUCGUCAGGAGCAACUUGAGUUUGCACAGAAGCAACUCCAAGCCAACUCGGCGCUCCUUCAACAACGACAACUACCCCUAAACAGGGUAUCGCUGAGUCGGUUAUUGCCAGUAUGUUUGUUGUUGAUGCAUGAUUUUGUAGCAUCGUAUAGGGCUGAGGGAGCAUCAUCUUCGGCCCGGGAAGAAGUCGUGCUGUUGAUCACGCUUCUCGAAGCGUUUCCGGAGGGAUGGACGGUGGCACAAGAAGCAGCUCGCAUCAUGCAACAGUUUGCUGGCGUGUUGACAGGACAAGGGGGUAUGGCCACAGCGUAUUAUGGCGAGACCAUAGAAGAGCUCGUCAAGCAGUGCAUCGCUAGUUUCACGGGGCUGCUACAUCAGUUCUUGGGUAAAGCGACAUGCUUCCAGUCGAUCGAGUAUGCACAAGAGACUCAAGAGGUCGAAAGAAUAGGGCAGAUCGGGGCCACGCAACAGUCGUCGACUAAUUCACUAUGGCUGAAUGGAACAGAUUCAAGUAUAGGAGGGGUUAAUGAAGAAGCGGUACUAGGAUAUGGAUGGGGUUCAUGGGAUCUUGACUUCCUUUAAGCGAGGGUCCAAUACAUAUCUCGCGAUGUAGAUAUUCUAAUGUUUUUGGUGCAUAUAUCUAGUACAAACACUGGGUACAAGAUAAGCAACUUUUCGGAGAAAGAAUCUUCGACUUACGAUAAUCCGACUUAUAUUUAGAUAUCAGCUAGAGAGGAGUAUUGGCGCCCUUAUUGUAUUCAUGCCAUGGAUGAACGUGGAGCAUCUCCAGACCCUGGCGAUAUUAUGACUGGUGGAUAUACAUGAUCAAUUUACGUAGACGAACGGACUAGAUUUCCGGCCGUUGAAGAUUAACGAUGGCCGAAUUCAAUUGAUUCAAUAAAAUGCAUACC
Molecule: messenger RNA, 2940 nt
Organism: Fusarium redolens
Lineage: Eukaryota; Fungi; Ascomycota; Sordariomycetes; Hypocreales; Nectriaceae
Product: fungal-specific transcription factor domain-containing protein
Exons: 1
Coding region: 371-2611 (746 amino acids)
Biological process (GO): positive regulation of transcription by RNA polymerase II; DNA-templated transcription
Molecular function (GO): zinc ion binding; sequence-specific DNA binding; DNA-binding transcription factor activity, RNA polymerase II-specific
Source: RefSeq, a predicted model, not a curated record